Molecule: messenger RNA, 483 nt
Organism: Dovyalis caffra
Lineage: Eukaryota; Viridiplantae; Streptophyta; Magnoliopsida; Malpighiales; Salicaceae
Source: the annotation of a GenBank genome assembly
AUGGCAACCUCAAGCUUGCUCUUCACACCCACCAUCCAAAAGAACCACCACAACCUCACCCCAUCCAACGUCUCAUUCCAAGGCCUUAGACCCCUCACCAAGGCCAAAACCACCUCCCUCUCCAAGAUCGCCGUCAGUUCACCGAAAAGGAGCUUAGCCGUGAAAGCAGAGCUUAACCCAUCACUGGUGAUAAGCUUGAGCACAGGGGUAUCACUCUUUUUGGGCAGGUUUGUGUUCUUUAACUUCCAAAGGGAGAACGUGUCAAAACAGGGCCUGCCUGAGCAGAAUGGAGUGACUCACUUUGAGGCAGGAGACGUGCGUGCCAAGGAAUAUGUUAGCCUUCUGAAAUCAAACGAUCCAGUUGGCUUCAACAUUGUUGAUGUUCUUGCUUGGGGAUCCAUUGGCCAUAUAGUUGCCUACUACAUCUUGGCCACAGCCAGCAAUGGCUAUGACUGGGACCCUAGCUUCCCAUGCUGCUUUUAG